AACCACUGUCUGAUCUUCAUCCCGUCCCUUUUGUUGUCCCCGUGCUUCUGUUGAUUUAAGAAAAGAACUAUUUUCGUUUGCAGGCCGUAAAAAUGGCGACUAUUCCUCCCGGCGGUACUCUUCUCGACACCUUCAAGCAGUCCUUCACCGACGUUCCCGUCGACGCUGAGAAGGACAAUGCCAUCUCCACCACCGAGUUCCUCGACGCUUCCGAGUCCUUGACCACCAUGUUUGAUGCCCUGGGCUCCGUCGCCUUCUCUCCCGUCAAGAGCGAUAUGCUUGGCAAUGUCAAGAAACUCCGAGAACGACAACUCGCCGCGCCCAGCGAAUCCGAGACCCUCCAAGAGCUUGUGAGGAAUGAGCUCAAGACCAAGUCCCACAAGGCGACCGAGGGGCUGCUCUGGCUUACACGGGGCCUGGAAUUCACCUGCAUCGCCCUCAGCAAGAACCUUGGCCAGGAGAGCGAGGAACUCGCCGAUUCCUUCCGCGGAGCCUACGGUGUCACCCUGAAGCCCCACCACAGCUUCAUGGUGAAGCCCAUCUUCUCUGCCGCCAUGAGUGCUUGCCCGUAUCGCAAGGAUUUCUACGCCAAGCUGGGUUCCGACUUGGAGAAGGUCCUCUCCCAGCUGCGGGUCUACCUGGCUGCUCUGGACAAGAUCGUCGGGAUCCUGAAGGCCUUCCUGGCCAGCAAGGACGCAAAAUGGUAGGACCAAGGAGAGCUACGGCCUGGAGAGGACGAUUGCAGGCGGUAAUGAGUCGAGCAAGCAAGUACCUUGAAAAUCCAGGGUGGAGGGCCCACCAAGUAGCGCAGAGAUGGUAGCAUCAACAUGGACAACUGAGCCCAUUUGGGUUUUCCAGUUGGAAUAUACACACCACAAUCAGCAGUUUCAAGGGUGAUUCUUCUAUACUACAGUCGGUCGAACCCCCGAUAUGCUUUCCCACCUUUACUUGCC
Molecule: messenger RNA, 953 nt
Organism: Phialemonium atrogriseum
Lineage: Eukaryota; Fungi; Ascomycota; Sordariomycetes; Cephalothecales; Cephalothecaceae
Product: glycolipid transfer protein
Exons: 4
Coding region: 93-707 (204 amino acids)
Biological process (GO): intermembrane lipid transfer
Cellular component (GO): cytoplasm
Molecular function (GO): lipid transfer activity
Source: RefSeq, a predicted model, not a curated record